AUGGCGGUGGGUGGCCCAUGGCUGAAGGGCUGCAGGAGCAAGGAGAGGAGCCAUGGCUACCGGCAGAGAGUCGUCGAAGCCUGGGAGGAGGAGAAGGCUGCCCGAAAGUUUGAUGUUUCUCUCGAGGGUGGAUUCUUGCCUGACCAUUGUGUCCAACGCCUGCCGCUAGCAUACGAGCCAUGGGAACGAAUCCUAGAUGACCUGCCACACCUCAACCGAACAGGACAGUUGUUCCGGUCGAUCGAGCGCUUGCGAUGCAUCGAUGUUGAUGGUGCGGUUGUUGCGUGUGAGGAGGUGAAGUUGUUUGCUCAUAGCAGUACAGUAUCAUGGGAGCGGCUGAGAGAGCAUGAGAGUGAAGAGUCGUCCCAUGCGGCUCAGGACGCUAACUAUGUGCGGCAUCCUUCCGUUCCUGCUCAAAUCUCGACACCUCUCGUCGACGUCAGCACCAAACUCGGGUUGCCGCCUGUUCUCACCGCUGCGAUUGACCUCUGGAACUGGAAGUUGAAGCGGAACGAGCAGGGAAGGAGCAGCGUGGAAGCGCUGGAAACGAUAAGCUCGAUGACAGGCACAAGCACUGAGAGCUUUUUCCAUCUCAUCCCCUGUGCCAUCCAAGCACGUCUGGGCCCGCUGGUUGCCGCCAUGUUCUACGCGCCAUGCUUCAUCCUGUCGCACAUCAGCAAAGAUGACAAGGGAGGGGAGGAGGCGGCUGGUGUUGCUGUGAGAGAAGCUGGGCAGCUGCUGGAAGACUUGAGGGAUGCGCUGCAGGACUGCAAGUCGAUGAUGAAGCAGCUCUCCGAGCUCGUGCAUGCCGACGUCUUCUUCCACGUGUACCGCCCUCUCCUCACAGGGCACCUUCUGGCCAGACGGAGUGCUCCUGAAGACCAGCGAGGAAGGAGAGGAAGGGACUGGAGAUGA
Molecule: messenger RNA, 915 nt
Organism: Guillardia theta CCMP2712
Lineage: Eukaryota; Cryptophyceae; Pyrenomonadales; Geminigeraceae
Exons: 9
Coding region: 1-915 (304 amino acids)
Biological process (GO): 'de novo' NAD+ biosynthetic process from L-tryptophan
Cellular component (GO): cytoplasm
Molecular function (GO): indoleamine 2,3-dioxygenase activity; heme binding; metal ion binding
Source: RefSeq, a predicted model, not a curated record